This is a messenger RNA of Mus musculus (house mouse), 876 nucleotides long. RefSeq names its product CTAG2 like 1 (gene Ctag2l1). Lineage: Eukaryota; Metazoa; Chordata; Mammalia; Rodentia; Muridae. Gene Ontology annotation, cellular component: nucleus; cytoplasm. The transcript is spliced from 3 exons. The coding region runs from base 164 to 706 and encodes 180 amino acids. The record is from RefSeq and is a predicted model, not a curated record.
GAGAUCUUGUUUGCUCAUGCGCAGUGAGUCUCACGUGCUGUUCGGUGCAUAAACCCGCUGCCUGUGCUUGGCACGGGAACAUCCAUUUCUUGGUCGAAUUGAGAGAGAGGUAUGGUUAUGUUAGUGACUGGAUUGGGGCGCUGAGGGAAAAGCCAGAGUAGUCAUGCAGAACCCUGUUGAGGGCUUAGAUGGGAGAGCAGGGCUUGAAGAAGGUGAGGAUAGCCAACUGAGGCCUCAAGCUCCGGAUGCCCAGGCUAGCUCUCAAAAUUCGGCAACUGAAGGUGACCAUGGCAACGUCCCUCAGAGUUGCCCACAAGAUUCUGGGAGACCAGCUGCUCCUGGGACCCUGGCUACUCCUGGAAGUCAGGCUGCUCCAGGCAGCCCCAGCCCAGGGAGCACUGUAGGGUCUGGAGCAGCAGCUGAAGAGGCAGCUGUCAUUCCUCACAGUGAGCAGGCGACACUUGUCCCUGGGCCCAGCGGUGAUGCUGCAUCAACUGGAAAUCGAAGCCUGGAGUUCUCUGUAACAGUGCCUUUCAGGACUGCAGUGGAGGCAGACAUGGCCCGCAGAUCCCUGGUCGCCAAUGCCCAUCCCCAGCAAGUGAUGGUUCAGCAGGAGUUCACAGCGAAUGACAUGAUGAGAAACAUUCAGCGCCUGGAGUUUGUGGCUGUUGUCAAACGAGGACGAGGAAGAAGUCGUGAAUCCUAACAUGUUACCAGAUACAAGAAAACUCAGAGCGUUUCCUGUUUUGAGUAGUUGUUAUUUUGAAUUUAAACUUCAGCGCUUCAAUGCUGUAUGUUCCAUAUCAGUCAGUAUCUUUCAGUUACUGAAGGAACAGGUGUUUAAAUGUUACUGAACAAAAUAAAAAAUAGCAAAUA